AUGGGUGAAAUUCACUCCAGCGACCGCCAGCUUUUGCUCCCUCCGGGUACGCAGGAAGCCCCCAGGCCGCAGUCCCUGUCCCGCUACCCCCGGCUCACCCUCGCUCUUCCUCCCGACCGGGGGCAGGGCCGGUCCGGCGGCACGGAGGGGGAUGUACAGAGCGGGGCCGGGCCGGAGGGCAGGGUUUAUACGUACCGCGAGAGCCGGCACCGCCGUCCCUCUGCCUCACGCACUUCAAGGAGCGCGUCGGCUGUGGGUAGGCUGGCAUGGGUCACCGACUCUCCCGAGCUUCCUUGGGUUCCGCUGCCAGCCGCACCUACCCCAGCGGGUGUCCGCCGCGGCGCCGCCCGUUGCUGCCCGUCCUGCUUGGGUGAGCCGCUCCGCGCUCUGCCGCGGAAGAGAACGGGGCUGCGGCGGCCCCAUCGCGGAGGUAAGGGCGAAGGGGGCGGCAGCGGCAGCUGCGGGAUGGCCCCGGGGACGGGGCAGGCAGCGGCAGAAGCAGGCUCCCGGGUUUGCUGUGCUGUCUCGGCCGAGCGAGAAGCCCCUGCACCCUAUGUCCGUUUGGGCGGUCUGGGAGUGUCGGAUGUUGACCUGAAAGCAUAUCAAAAAGCUUUGGAUAACUACUUUCCACACCAAGGAGGUGAUCAGCUGAAACUGCAAGACACAAAUCAGAGUAACCACAACCAUGUAGAUUCCCUUCUCUCCUUAGAGGGCUGUUUACACCUUCUGUCAUCGCAGAUGGAAAACAUGCUAGAGGUGAAUUUACUGGAGGAUACAGAAGUAGCUACUUCUGGUAGGGGUCAAGAACCAUCAUCCUCACACUACAGUGUAAGUUUGACCCAGAUGCUUUGCCACUGUUUCAGUCCUCAUGAGGCCCCACUACUGAAAACAGACCACCCCACGGAAUCACAUUCAGAAACAAGGCAUUCACAAAAGCAAGACUGUUUUCCUCAGUCAGACUCUAGUGUCACAACUCCAGAAUCACUGCUUUGUGGGUCACACUUGACAGGGCUGUUUCCAGCUGCUGACAUUGGAAACCUAACUGCCCAUGAUAAUAGUUUGGAUGAAAUUAAAUUAAUGUCUUUGGAGGAUGGCUGUGAUCCUAUAGAAGUUUCUCAGCUUUUUGAAGAAUCUAGCCUAGAUUUGGCACUGGUUUUGAAUUCAGGUCACAGCACUGCCUCUUACUCAGUCAGCAGUGAAGGUGCUGCUAUUGGGUACAACAGUGAUGCUAAUUCUGCUUCUUCACAUGGGUUAGAAGCCAUUGGUGGCCAUAGCCAAGAACACACUAAAUAUGACCAUGUGGAAUAUCCAGGUGACUCAGAGUGUUCUAAAAAAGCCACACUCAAGCAGUUUCUUCAUAAACACACUUAUCAUCAGCUGCCAAGUCAAGCAGCAUCCACUCCAGUUCUCCAUCAACAGAUGUGGAUGAAGCCAUCAAAGGAAGUAAAGGAGAGGUGCUGUAACACAACUGAUAAAAAGCUCAGCAGUGAUGCACACCACGCAAACUCUCUGACAAUACCCUUUUCAGUUGAUGAAAUUGUGAGCAUGCCUGUUGACUCUUUCAACACCAUGCUAGCAAAGAACCAGCUGCCACAUACUCAGGUAUCGCUUCUGCGCGACAUCAGACGACGAGGAAAAAACAAAGUCGCUGCCCAAAACUGUCGCAAACGCAAACUGAAGGCAAUUCUGAACUUGGAAGAAGCAGUGUGUAACCUUCAAACACAAAAGGAGAGCCUUAAAAGGGAGCACUCCCAGUGUAGCAGAUCCAUCAGCCGGCUGAAGCAAAAGUUGAAAGGCUUGCACCGUGACAUUUUCAGUCACCUGAGGGAUGACCAAGGCAGACCUGUUAACCCCUACCAGUAUGUCAUUCACUGCAGCAGUGACGGCAGCGUUCUCCUAAUACCCAAAUACUCGGUCAAAGCAGAACAGAAACAACCUAAUGAAAAAGAGCAGAUACCAAAAUAA
Indicator indicator is the source of this 1965-nucleotide messenger RNA. It is a transcript of the gene NFE2L3, whose product is annotated as NFE2 like bZIP transcription factor 3. NCBI's taxonomy places the organism in Eukaryota, Metazoa, Chordata, Aves, Piciformes, Indicatoridae. Gene Ontology annotation, molecular function: RNA polymerase II cis-regulatory region sequence-specific DNA binding; DNA-binding transcription factor activity, RNA polymerase II-specific. Bases 1 to 1965 code for a protein of 654 amino acids. The record is from RefSeq and is a predicted model, not a curated record. Gene Ontology annotation, biological process: regulation of transcription by RNA polymerase II. The transcript is spliced from 6 exons. Gene Ontology annotation, cellular component: nucleus.